AUGUCAGACGCUGGGCCUAUGUCUAACGAGCAGGGUGCAGCUGCGCCAAAAGAGGAGAUAAAGAAAUCCUCACGUGAAAGACGUUUGACACCAAAGAUGCUAGAGUUGACAGAGCAGCAAACAGCUCAAAGAGAAAAGAAGUUCUACUCAGCAUACGAGAGUUGGAAGGCCCACGUCAGAAAUAUCCGUGCGAGUCUAAAAUGUGAAUGCUCAGACUGUGACCUAUGUAAGAUGAUGGAAUCUCUUGAAAAGCUCGAGGCUAUAGUCAAGGUGGAAUAUGACAAUUUACGAGAAAAAUCAACUCCUUCUCAGGAAGUGAAACGAAAGAUUGAUGCCUGCUCUGCAGUGACAGGAGAUUUAAUACAACUGAUGAGAGUACGUCUAACUGAAGUAGGAGAGGACUUUGAUGCUGAAGUCGAAGGGCCAAUGCUGCGUUUGCUACUGGACAAAGACUAUGCCAAAUCCAUAUAUGGAUCCACAGCUUCCACACCAUCAGUGGCCAGCAGCUAUAAACCUGCCUCAGAGACCCCAAGCAUAGCAGCCAAGAGAGCUGAGAUGGCUGCUCAGUUAGCCGCAAAAAAGGUUGAAUUUGAAAAGGAGAACCUCAUCAGUGCACAGCGUCAAGAAUUAAAACGACUUGAACAACAAAGGGAUCUUGAGGCUAUGGAAGCCAAGCUUAAAGUAUACACUGAAGAGGAGUCAAAAGAAAAUGGUCAAAGAUGCAGUGCUGCACGCAGCAGUUUGAUGGGUUCUCAUCACUCAGGUUCCUACAAUGGAGAUCAAAGAGCUCCAAAAAAUGAAACAUCACUGCUGCAAGCUCUGAGUGAUUCAGCCGUACUCAAUAGACUCCCAAUUCCAGAACCUGGUAUAUUCUCUGGCGACCCGUUAAAGUUCAUACAGUGGAGUGCUAGCUUUAAGGCUCUAAUAGAUCGACGCUGCCACAAUCCUGCCGAGAAGCUGUUCUACUUGCAAAAAUAUGUUGCUGGGGAGGCAAGGUCAGUUCUGGAAGGGAUCUUCUACAGAACAGAUAAAGAGGCCUAUCAGCAAGCAUGGGAAAAGUUGAAUGUCAGAUAUGGCCACUCCUUUGUAGUACAAUGCGCGUACAGAGAGAAGCUCAAUGGGUGGCCUAAGAUAGGUGCAAAGGAGUACGUAAAGCUGAGAGAAUUCAGCGAUUUUCUACAGGCAUGUGACAGCGCUAUGCCUCAUGUGAAAGGUCUGCAGGUACUUAACGACUGUGAGGAGAAUCAGAAGAUGUUACUCAAGCUCCCAGAGUGGGUAACUUCAAGGUGGAACCGCUAUGUUACUGAGCAGCUAGACCAGGCCAAAGACUACCCCAAUUUUAAAGAGUUUGCUUCCUUUAUUGCAAAGGAGGCACGUAUAGCGUGCAAUCCAGUCUCUUCGCUGUAUGCUCUGAGGCCCACUGAAGACAAGCUGACAAGAGAGAUGAAGCGUACAAAGGCAAACGCCUUCGCCACCAAUGUGCAGACCUCAGACACUCCUAGCACCACAACCAAAUCACACAAUAGUGAUGAAGCCAGGCCAAAGGACUUCAACAAACCCAAGAAAGAGAACUCAACAGCACAGAACUCAGGAAAGGGCAUAACUCAAGAGACUGUCAAAGGAAAGCCGUAUGUGCUGGCUGAGUACGCCCAGAGAAAAGCUUACGUCGACUCCCAGAAGAAACAGAAAAAGAAGAAGAAAAAGAAGCCAGCCGAGGACUCGGAGGGGGAUUCACAGGGAAGGGGUGGAGGUCGAACCAGAUCAGUCUGUGGGAGGAGAGGUGUCUCGGGUGGAGGACAAGAUGGAAAUAGAGACCCACACACCACAGAGUUUACUUUCACCAAGACGCUCAGGAGUGGAGAGACUGUCAAGCAUGACCAGACGUACAACAUAGAGCCAGAGAGUGAAGUUUCCACCACUGCAGAGGAUUAUUCCUCAGAGGUAAAUGGAUGCCUUGAUGAGAUCACAGACAACCUAAUGAUGCCUUCAAAGGAUUUUAUCUGGGAGGAGGUGGAGUCCCCGCAACAGGUGACAAAGGGGGGUACAAGGCAGGAUUUGGAGGAUGCACUAGAGGCCAAGACCCGGGCAGUGGAGGAGCUGAGACAAGAGCUUGAAGAAAUCAGGUCUGCAUUUGGUGCAGAAGGCAUGCAGCAGCUGCAGGAGUUUGAAGCAGCGCUGAAGCAGCGAGAUGGCAUCAUCACCCAGCUCACAUCCAACCUUCAGCAGGCUCGUGAAGAGAAAGAUGAGAUCAUGAAAGAAUUUUUGGAGCUGACAGAGCAAAGCCAAAAGCUACAAAUUCAGUUCCAGCAGCUGCAGGCAGGUGAGACACUGAGGAAUACCAGUCACAGCAGCACUGCAGCUGAUCUUCUGCAGGCCAGGCAGCAGCUCGUUCAGUACCAACAGCAGCUGGAAGAGAUGAAUGUUGAGGUCAGAAAGCACCAGGACAGGAGCAGCCAACAGCUGGAGCACAUCAGCCAGCUCCAGCAGAAGAUCAGUGAGAUGGAGUUGUCAGGGAGAAGAGCUGAAGAAUCAUUUUCCCAAAGGAUAAAUGAAAAGGACUUGUUGAUUGCUAAACAAGAAAAAGUUAUUUCAAGUCAGGAGCAGUCACUGACAGAAUUGAGAGCAGCAGAGAAGUCUUCUGCACAAACACUAAGAGAGAAAAAUCAGUUAAUUUCAGAGCAAACUGCAAUAAUCACAGAACAUGAGCGGUCACUAACCCUGCUCAGAGAUGAACUUGCUCAUGUGGGGAGGAGUACAGAUGAGAAUAUUAUACAGCAGUCAGAUGAGAAAGCGCUCAUUAUAGCAGAGAAAGAGAGAGUCAUUUCAGAACGUGACUGUUCCAUUACACAGCUCGAAGAUGAGCUGGAGACCUCUGAAAAACAACUUCACCACCUCCAACAGCGAAUGGCUACAAAGGAAUCUGAGCUGGAAAGCUGUCUGGAUGAGUUGGAAAGCACAAGGGCUGACUUAGAGAGUCAUACAAAUGAAGUAGAGAGUUGUAAAUUACAAUUGGAAAAAGAACAAAAGGAGUUAGAAAUUUGUAAAAGCGAACUUGCAACCUCCAGACAGAAAGAGCGAAUGUCAUCUAAUGAAAUUAUGCAGCUCAUGCGCACAGUCGAAGAUCUGCAGAAGCGCUGUCACCAGGGCAGCCUUUCAGAGAGUGACACCGUCCAAAAAAUGCAGAAAGAGACUGAGAGGAAGCUUGAAGUUCUCAGGGCGGAGCUGGAUGAGAUGUACGGUCAACAAAUUGUCGAGAUGAAGCAGGAGCUUAAUUUGCAGCAUGCUGCGAGAGUGCAGCAAAUGACUGAGCAGCAUCAUGCAGAGCUCGAGCUUCUAAAAGCACAACUGUCUCAAAGUUCCACUGACAACACUGUUGAGGUGGACAUCCUCAAUACUAAAAUUAGGGAGCUCCAAGAAACUUUAGAGCAGUCUCAAUCUAUGCAUGAUAAAGCCAGACGUGAGCUUAGUGAAAUAGCCCAAGAGAAGGUCAGCCUGCAGGCCAGGUUGGAUGAUCUUCUUCAAGAGCUCCAUUUAGCUAAAGAAAAGGUGGAGCAGGUAUCCCACAGUCUUAUCUCUCAGGAAAGCCAACACGUUGAGCUGCAGCAGCUCCAAGAGACCAUUGACAAUCUGAGGACUGAGCUGCAUGGUCUUCAGGAAGCUGCACAAGAAGCUGAAACAAAACAUGAAUCUGAAAUAACCAAUUACAAGAUCAAGUUGGAGAUGCUGGAGAAAGAAAAAGAUGCUGUGCUGGACCGCAUGGCAGAGUCACAGGAAGCAGAGCUGGAACGACUGAGAACUCAGCUUCUAUUUAGCCAUGAAGAAGAGCUCACCAAUCUUAGGGAAGAACUGCAAAAAGAGAACUUUCUAAACACAGAAAACCUUCUCAACGAAGCUGCUAGCAAACACGAGAAAGCGCUGGAUGAGCUGCGAAUUGGUCAUGAAGACGAACUGCGUUUGUUACAAAGAGAGAAGGCAAGUUUUGCCGCAGAGCGAGAUGAACUUUUGCACCAAAUUCUUGGGCUCAAAGAAGACCUCAAGAUGGCUUUGCACAGCUCUAAAGCAAAUGAGCUCGUCGAGCAGCUCCAAGAGCUUCAGGCCGAGCUUGAGGAACUUAGAAAGGGGGGAGAAGAACGAACAAGAAUGGAGACUGAAAUUCAGACAUUACUAAAAAAGAUGGAGGUGCUUGAAAACCAGACAAAAGCGAGAGAACAGCACUGGGAGAACAAACUAAAAGAGCUUGAACUGGAAAAGGAGUCACUGAUCCAAUCAAAUAACACUUUGAAAGAAGAGAUCAACUCAAAAAUUCUGAAAAUUGAGGCACUCACAGCACAGAGCAAUCAAACGCAGCAACAAGUAGCUGAGCUUAGGGAAGAAGUGGAAAAGCAGAGGACUACUUUCUCCUUUGCUGAAAAGAAUUUUGAGGUAAACUAUCAGGAGCUCAAAGAAGAGUACAAGUGUCUCAUUGAGGCAAAGACACAGUUGGAAGAGAGGACGCGGAAGGAGACACUUGAAUUUGAGGCAAAAAUCGCCAGCCUUCAGUCACAGAUUCGCGAGCUGGAGGAGGGCAGCAGAGAUGACAAUAUGGAGCACAAAUACUGAUAAGCUGUGACUGAAAAACAUUCUACUGAACUAAUGGAGAAGCUUAAUGUUACUUUGAGUGAGAAGGAAAGCCUGACUGGAAGGCUUUCUGAAGUUACAGAGCAAUUAAUGUUUACAGAGAGCAAAGUGGGACAACUAGAAGAAGAGCUGCUGAAAGUGAGAAAAGAAAACUCUGAGGUCAUCGCCCAAAAUGAAAUCCUAGAGAAGGAACUGGAAAAGAAGCAGGAGAUUAAGACGGAGCAGAUAAGAGGGCAGGAUGCCAGAGAAAAGCUAAGCUCCAGGAAGAUGAGGCAGCCCUUGAGCCAGUUUGUUCUUCAGUGGAUCAUCAUAUUCAGAUUCAAUCUCUGCAAGAGGAGAUCAAGGCUCUUCAGUCCCUCUUACAGGCAGCUGAAGACGAAAGAGACAGCAUCCGGCAGACUCUGGAGCUCCACAGGCUUUUCACAUACUCCAUCCCAGCAGCAGUGCAGUCCUCAGGGGAGGGACCUGUUGAAGGACGAUCCUCCCCGCAGAAGUCCUCAGCCUCAGGGUCAAGCAGGCGCAAGAGGCGGCAUGAGGGCGAAGCAGGAGCGCAAAGUGGGCUCCGGUUUUCAGAGAACAGAGAAGAAAGACAAAGGGGAGGAGAAAGAGGAGGCAGUGACUGAGGAAGAGAGAGCUAAAAGUGCUGCAGAGGAUGAGAUGCAGCCUCAGAUGGAGAGCCAGGUUGCGUCUCGUUCACAAGAGAGGGCCAGUAAGGAGGACACCACUGACGAUACCAGGGAGACGGAGGCAAAGGCUACAUCAGCAAAGAGGGUAGGCACUCACAUGUAUCUGCUGCAGCAUGCUGCUACCUUCUCUUUACCUUUUUCAAACAUGGGACGGCCGGCGCUCGAGCAUGUUGUCCAGGGAGAGCCGACUGAACAUGGUGAGUGCAGGCUGCAGAUGGAAGCCCAGCGCAUUAGCCUGUCUCAGAUCCACGCCGCCCAGUUUGAGCUGUUGCAGGAGGAGACCGAUGCCCGCACGCACUCUCUAGAGCUGCAUCUGCAGGACCUGAAACAUCACGAUACGCAGAAUGAGCAAAAAAGCUUCAAAUACCAGGACACGAUGCAAGCUGUGUCACAAGAAUGCUCUGCGAUUAUUCUGGCUUUUCAAAAACUCUUUGGUGAAGAGUUUUUGGAGAAUGUCGAUGCAGAGAGCCAGCCGCUAAUUUCACAAGAACAACCAGUGACGAGCGAAUCCACCUCCAUUAUCCUAGAGGCCAGAGAGCUAUGCAGAGAGCUUCAGCAGGUCAGGGAGAGGAUGGAGCAGGAACAUCAUCGACUCUCACAGCUCCAGGCUCUGCUUAGAGAUGAUGGGAACAAGAUAAAUGAACUGCAGAUGGCGUACAGUGAUCUGAAGAGAAACAGUGAGAAGGAGCUCUCUGACCUCCGUGAGCAGGUCGCCACUUUAAGCCCUUCAACAAGUGAAGAUCCGGAGGAGCGGCCUGGUGCAUCUACCUCCCUUUCCGUGGAAUUGCAGAGGCUGAAGGCCGAGGCCAAGGAGAAGCAGCUGCACCUGGAGGAGAGUCACAGGCAAGAGAUGGAGCGUCUCAGAGCUCACUACCAGCAGCAGACCACAGAGACAGAGGAGCGAUACGCAACUGAGCUCUUCAUGCUGCAGCAGCGACUGCAGGAGGUCACAGCCCACGACAGUGUUCCAGAGUCCAGCUCUGAGAGGAUGGAGGAGCACAAAGAGGAACUAAAGGACCUGAGUGAGGAGGAUUUCUCAGAGGAAGUUGUGGAGCUGUGCUGGUCUGUCAAGUCUACUGGCCUGACAGCACAGCUGCAGGCACUGAGGAAAGCUCUCUACCACAAGUACCUCCAAGAAGUUGCCGCUCUCAAAGAGCAGCACAGCAAGGAGCUGACGCGACUGAGAGAAGAAAGGGAGCAGGAGAGGAGACAGAGAGAGCAGGAUCUCAACGGUAUCGGCGGUGCUGGAAGCUCCACUGAGAGCCUCGGGGUAGCCAGGCAGGUCUCUGUGGAAGAGAAACAACACUGGGAGAGAGUGGAGGAGGAAGUCGCCAGGGCCAUAGUUCAGAUGUCCGUGGAGUUUGCACAGCAAACUGAGCUGGCUCGAAUCAACAAACGUGCCCAACAGACAAACUCCUCCAUGCAGACCCAGUCGGAUGAUGAGGAGCUGGAGGAGAGGGAGAAAGACGAGCCGACUCCCAGAGCUUCCCUCACUGCAGGCGGCUGGCUUGAGGAAGUCGAGAGGGAGAGACUGGAGAGGGAGCUUGAAGAGAGGAACGCUGAGAUUAGAAAGUUAAAGGAGGAGCUGCAGAAAUCUGAAUCAGGACCUGAGCAGGCCUUAAAGAAGAGAGAUGGCAGUGAUGGAGAAGAUGAGGAAGACAGCGAUCCAGACGGGUCGGGAACAGCGAAGGCUGAUGAACACAAACUGUCUUUGCGGGACGAUGGAGAUUCUUCUGAUAAAGAUGCUGAAAGAAACCUGUUGCGUACAGCCAACACGAAGCUCAGCCAGGUGUUGGUUGAAGUCCUGAAGACCACAGCAGCAGCAGAGGAAACGAUGGGCCUCCACAUGCAGAGCCUGCGCGACGCUUCUGGUGCAGCACAGCUGCCUCACUCCACCACACAGUUGGCCAGUACACUGACUCUCAGACAUUAUAACACGGAUUACGCUGCAGGAAGUUACCAGGGUGGUGAGACUGGUGCAGACAGCGUGAGCAUGUGGUCCGGUGAGAUGAAGGCUGCUGAGAGUCUGGAAGCAUCCCAGCAGAUGAUGGACACCCUGCUGCUCGGGGCAGGGCCACAGCUCGAGAACGAGGAAUAUUUAAUGGGAAUCAGCAGCCGACUGCAGACAGCUCUGGAAAAAAUGUUGAUGGCCAUCACUGAUACCACUAACCAGCUUGAACAUGCCCGGAUGACCCAGACCGAGCUGAUGCGGGAGUCCUUCCGCCACAACCAGGAGAUGAACGAGCUGCUUCAGAAGCAGGAGGAGCUGCAGGAGAGGUUGACAGAGGAGGCUCGGGCGCGGGAGCAGCUGGCUCUGGAGCUUCACAGAGCGGAGGGUCUCAUUGAUGGAUACACGGGUGAACGGGCAGCGCUGGAGGAGCAGUUGCGUCAGAAGGAAGAGCUCCAACUGAGCCUCGAGCAAGAGCUGCAGGUAACUGGUAGUCGGCUGCAUGAGUUGGAACAGGAAAAGUUUCAGAUGCAGGAAGAGCGCGAGCUGCUGGCAAGGCAACAAGACGCAAUGAAGGAGGACGCCGGGCCCCGUGAGCUUCGCCUAGUUGAAGCUGCAAUGGUUGCAGCACCUGAAGCAGACCUGCUGGAGGAAACUGAGAAGCUGAUGAAAGAGAAGGUGGAGGUUCAGAGGCAGGCAGAGAAGGAGAACUCUGACCUCCUGAAGCAGGUGAAGCUGCUGGAGGUGGAGCUGGAGGAGCAGGUCAACAAGGUGAUUGAGCUGGAGAGCGUUCGUACAACAGAGAGUUGGGACCUCCGACAGCAGAUCCAAGCCCUGGAGAAACAGCUGGAGAAGAACAGGAAGUUUUUGGAUGAGCAAGCUGUAGACCGAGAACAUGAGAGGGAUUUCUUCCAGCUGGAGAUACAGAAACUGGAGCAGCAACUGAAGAACCCGCAGAAGCUUCAGGCCAGCUCUGAGCAAAGAAACCAAGAGGUGGACCAGCUGAUCUCCCAGCUGAAGGAGAAGGCGGAUUGGUGCAGUGAGCUGCUUCUCAGCUCAGAGCAGCUGCGUCGUGAGGUGGGAGAGCGCGACGAAGAGAUUGACAAGCUGGAGAGCCGCAUCCGUGAGCUGGAGCAGGCCCUGCUGGCCAGCGCUGAGUCUCUGGAGAAGGCUGAACAAAAGAAGCAGCAUGCACCCGUCACAGAGACAAGACAGUCCACACUGGAGGCUCAGUUACAGAUGGAAAGAGAUGCUCUGGAGCAGAAAGAGAAGGAGGAUAAUAGGAUUUGCAAGGCCCAGCAGAGGAUGUACUUCCUGUGGCAGUUGAAGAUUCUGACACUGAGAAAAGAGCACAGUAAGCUGUUGGAGACAUAUCUUCGCUUGAAAGAGAGCGCAGAAGCCUUAGCUGAAACAGAAAACCUAGAAAGCUCAGAGGGUGCACUUGAGGAAGUUCUCAGAGAGAAAACUGCAGGGCUGGUUGUCUUACAGGCUCAAGUACAAGCUCUGGAGGAGAGUGCAUCAUCCAGAGUGGAAGAGUUAGGCCUUCGGAUCACAGAGCUGGAUGACUUGGUCAGUGAAAAAGACUCUGAGAUAAGCCACUGUCGCCUCCUUCUGGAGCAGUCUCAAAGUCAUGCAGAAGGUCUUCAAAAGAGGGUCUCUAACCUAGAGGACAAUCUGAGGGAAAAAGUGGCUGCAGCGUUGGUCAGCCAAGCCACACUUGAGGCCUUCCAGCAGCAGCAUCAGUCAGUGGGAACAAAACAAAAGCAGGACCUGCAGAAACCUCCUGAGAGACACGUGGAGCUGCUCAGCUAUGAGUUUGGAGAUUUUGGCAUUCCUCAAAUGGACUUCAGCGGAUUGGGUCAAGCAAAGCAAGUCCCCACAGGGAAGGUGGUUCAUCUUACGCAGAAGCUCCGGGAGCUGGAGGUCGGACUCAGUGGGAUGCAAAAAGACCAGGAACUCCAGAAGCAGCUGCUCUCCAGCUCUGAGGAGGAGGUGCUUGAGUAUGAAAGGAGGCUGGCAGUGCUCAUGGAUCUGCUCAGUCAGAUGAAGCCGGGAGUUCGCCAGAGGACAUCAUUGUCUGUGGAGGCCUCCUCUGAUGUCCAGCAGAAUGUGUCGCAGCUUCUUCAGGAGUUACAGGAGGUCAGAGAGGAGACUUCAGCCACCAAAGAGCAGCUGGAGAGCUACAAGGAGAGCUGCAGCAGACUUCAGGAGGACCUCCAUGAAAAAACUUUAACAAUAGAGAGGCUUCAGGAGCUGCUCCAAAAGACGUCAUCUAAUGAUGGUGAUGAGACGAAGGUGUCUGAGCUUAAACAGGAACUAACAGAGGCUCAGAGUGAAGCAGCGGCCACCAAAGAAGAGCUGAACAGCUGCAAGGAGAGCUUGGAGAAACUGCAAGAGCUGCUGCAGCCCAAAGGCAACAAAAUCCUGCUAAUACAGCACCUGGAGACCACGGAGCUCUCACCUGUUCCCACCUGCAGAGCUACGACCCCGACCGAGCGCUCACCGACUACAUCUCCAGACUGGAGGCCCUGCAGAGGAGGCUGGGGAGCGUGACAUCAGGUAACACAUGCAGUUCAGGUUACAUGCAUCACGUGGAGUUACAGCUUUCUUUAUCACCUCAAAUUUUUUUAAAUAAUGUCAUCACGUAAAAACUGCAUUUUUAUGUACUCAGGUUAUCUUUGUGUAAUACAGUUUGUUUGUUCUCAAACCUGCAAGUUAGACAAAUAUGCAAGAAAAUAAGAACUCGGGAAGGGGACAGACAAUCAUGUAUAUUUGUCUAAUGCUAAUUUAAGACUUUGUGAUUAAUUUAUAUGUUUGUGUUGUAUGGGUGGAGCGUUACGUAGAGGAUGUUUGGGUUUAUUGUUAAGGAGGCUGCUACUGGAUACUCUACACUACACUGUGUUUUGUUUAGGCCGGACAGACUACAGAGGACAUUUGUAGAGAACGUAUUUUUGUAAAGCGUAGGAGCUUUGAAUUUUCUGGGUAUUUUGUCAAAAACUGAAUUAAAGAGGACUACAUUAUUUCAAA
Messenger RNA from Archocentrus centrarchus (flier cichlid), 10278 nucleotides. RefSeq names its product A-kinase anchor protein 9-like. Gene Ontology annotation, biological process: signal transduction. NCBI's taxonomy places the organism in Eukaryota, Metazoa, Chordata, Actinopteri, Cichliformes, Cichlidae. Gene Ontology annotation, molecular function: molecular adaptor activity. The record is from RefSeq and is a predicted model, not a curated record.